Messenger RNA from Syngnathus acus (greater pipefish), 3163 nucleotides. RefSeq names its product SEC24 homolog D, COPII coat complex component (gene sec24d). Gene Ontology annotation, cellular component: COPII vesicle coat; endoplasmic reticulum exit site. Gene Ontology annotation, molecular function: SNARE binding; zinc ion binding. Gene Ontology annotation, biological process: COPII-coated vesicle cargo loading; intracellular protein transport; endoplasmic reticulum to Golgi vesicle-mediated transport. The record is from RefSeq and is a predicted model, not a curated record. Lineage: Eukaryota; Metazoa; Chordata; Actinopteri; Syngnathiformes; Syngnathidae. The transcript has 22 exons. Bases 128 to 3157 code for a protein of 1009 amino acids.
UGGACCGCCCGGCGCUUUUGGAGUUUGACGUGGCACUCAGCAUUCCGCAAAGCAAGCAGACGAGGCCAGCAGAAGCCCAUCAUACAGACUGUAAGAGGCCAAUUGUUGGCAUGAAAAGAGGGUCCAAAUGAGUGAGCACGGUUACGUUGCUGCAACCUCGUACUCCCAGGCCCAGCCGGGCUUGGGAGGCUACCAAGGGGGAUUCGGGGCCGCUCCUGCGCAACCCCACUACGGACACUACGGAGGAGCGCCGCAGGCAUUCACGGCGCCUCCUACAGCUGUGCAGAAAUUGCCGACGUCCUCUGGUCCAGGUCAACCUCCACCUCCCGGGCCUGGUCAUUACAAUCCAAACAGCCAACAGAAUGGAGCUCAUAUGCAAAGGUACCCCCCUGCCACUUAUGGGCAACCACCACAGCCGUCAUACAACAGCAUGGCCUCUCCAGCCCCGCCUCCACCCAUGCAGCUCACUAACCAGAUGAGCGGCAUGAAUUUGGGCAACUACGGGCCCGUUCAGAACCCCCCCUCCGCGACGAGCCCCAUGGCCCAGCAGCCUUUCCGGGGACCUCCUCCUCCAACCGCGGCGCAGCCCCCCAUGCCGCCCCAGAUGGCUCCACCGGCAAGCAUGUCCAUGGGUCAACCCUACCCUGGCGCGCCUCCUCCUACAGCUCCCGGAGGCUUCCAUCAGCCUGGACUGGCCGGCCCACCAGGACCGGCCGGUCCACCUGGAUACCCACAACAAGGAGGUCCGUUUAUGGGAGGCCACAUGGCAGGACCUCAGCCAGGGGGCUUCCCUGGAGGACUGGGCCCACAACCCGGUCCUCCCCAGAAGAAACUGGAUCUGGACUCAAUUCCCAGCACAACCCAAGUGAUCGAGGACGACCAAGCCAGACACGGAGGACAAGUCUUCAGCACCAACAUCCGAGGACAAGUCCCACCUCUGGUCACUACCAACUUCACCGUGCAAGACCAAGGUCACGCCAGUCCCAGGUUCAUCCGCUGCACCACCUACUCCUUCCCGCGUACCGCCGAGCUGGCCAAACAGUGUCAGGUGCCCCUGGCGUGUGUCGUCAAACCUUUUGCUCGAGUGCCUAAGAAUGAGGCGCCGUUGUAUCUGGUGAAUCACGGCGAAAAUGGCCCCAUCCGCUGCAAUCGGUGCAAGGCCUACAUGUGCCCCUACAUGCAGUUCCUCGACGGCGGCCGCCGCUACCAGUGUGCUUUCUGCAGCUGCGUCAACGAAGUGCCCGUCUUCUACUUCCAACAUCUGGAUCACAUGGGCCGGCGGGUGGACUUCUACGAGCGAGCCGAGCUGUCGCUGGGAUCCUACGAGAUGGUGGCCACGCUGGACUACUGCAAGAACAACAAGCCGCCCAAGCCACCUGCCUACAUCUUCAUGAUCGACGUGUCCUACAACAACAUCAAGAGCGGACUGGUCAGGCUCAUAUGCGACGAGCUCAAGACGCUACUUGACAAGCUGCCCAGGGAGGAGGGCGCCGAGAGCUCGGCCAUCAAAGUGGGCUUUGUCACCUACAACAAGACGCUCCACUUCUACAACGUCAAGAGCUCCCUGUCGCAGCCGCAGAUGAUGGUGGUGUCCGACAUGGCCGAGAUGUACGUGCCGCUUCCCGAUGGCUUCUUGGUCGACUUCCAGGAAUCCAGGGCGCUGGUCUGCAACCUCCUGAGCCAGAUCCCUGAAAUGUUUACCGAGACCAACGAGAGCGAAACGGUUUUUGCUCCUGUCAUCCAAGCUGGUGUGGAGGCCUUCAAGGAAGCGGACUGCAGCGGCAAGCUCUUCAUCUUCCACUCGUCCAUGCCCACCGCCGAGGCUCCCGGCAAGCUGAAGAACCGGGACGACAAAAAGCUGGUGAACACGGACAAAGAGAAAACGCUGUUCCAGCCGCUCAAGGCCACGUACGAGGAUCUGUCCAAGGACUGCGUGGCUCAGGGAUGCUGCGUGGAUCUCUUCCUCUUCCCAAACCAGUUCAUAGACGUGGCCACCAUGGCGGACGUCCCGUCGCACACGGGCGGCUCCGUCUUCAAGUACAACAACUUCCAGAUGGACACGGACGGCGAGCACUUCUUGCAGGACCUGAGGAAGGAAGUGCAGAAGAGCAUCGGAUUUGACGGCAUCAUGCGUGUUCGUACCAGUACAGGUUUCAGAGCCACCGACUUCUUCGGCGCCAUCCACAUGAACAACACCACUGACGUGGAGAUGGCAGCGGUGGACUGCGACAAGGCAGUGACGGUGGAGUUCAAGCAUGACGAUGCGCUCAGCGAGGAGACGGGCGCUUUCAUCCAGUGCGCCUUGUUGUACACCACGGUUGGAGGUCAGCGGCGUCUGCGCAUCCUCAACCUCGGUCUCAACUGCAGCUCGCAUUUGUCCGAGCUUUACAAGAGCUGCGAGACCGACACGCUCGUUAACUUCUUUGCCAAAUCCGCCUACCGCGCCAUCCUCAACCAGCCCCUGAAGAACGUGAGGGACAUUCUGGUCAACCAGACGGCCCACAUGCUGGCCUGCUACAGGAAGAACUGCGCCAGUGCCUCGGUCGCCAGCCAGCUGAUUCUGCCGGACGCCAUGAAGGUGUUCCCGGUCUACAUGAACAGCCUGAUGAAAACGCCCCCCCUGACGGGCAGCACGGAGCUGUCCACGGACGAGCGCGCCCAUCAGCGCCUCGCCCUCAUGGCCAUGGCGGUGGAGGACAGCCAGCUGCUGCUCUACCCCCGCCUCACCCCGCUGCACAACAUGGAUGUCAGUAGCGAGGUCCCGCCCGCCCCGACCCGCUGCUCCGAAGAGCGGCUGACGGAUGACGGCGUGUUCCUGCUGGAGAACGGUCACGUCUUAUUUCUGUGGCUGGGCCAGGCCAGCCCCCCAGAUGUGAUCCAGGGUCUCUUCAACGUGCCUUCGCUCGCCCACUUGCAGGCCCACGUGUGUGCGUUGCCAGAAUUGGAUAACCCGCUGUCCAAGAAGGUCCGAGCCAUCGUUAAUGACCUUCUGGAAAAGAGGCCCAGAUCCAUGAAGCUUCAGAUUGUAAGGCAGAAGGACAGGCCUGAAAUGAUGUUCCGCCAAUUCCUGGUGGAGGACAAAGGCCUGCACGGGGGUACCUCCUACAUGGACUUCCUUUGCCACGUUCACCGCGAAAUCAGACAACUGCUAACCUAAAAAAAA